Molecule: messenger RNA, 2339 nt
Organism: Macrobrachium nipponense
Lineage: Eukaryota; Metazoa; Arthropoda; Malacostraca; Decapoda; Palaemonidae
Product: protein apterous-like
Exons: 7
Coding region: 221-2191 (656 amino acids)
Biological process (GO): neuron differentiation; regulation of transcription by RNA polymerase II
Cellular component (GO): nucleus
Molecular function (GO): RNA polymerase II transcription regulatory region sequence-specific DNA binding; DNA-binding transcription factor activity, RNA polymerase II-specific
Source: RefSeq, a predicted model, not a curated record
CCGUGCGUGGUGUGAGCGUAGAGGGUGCGCGGACAUCCGUGUGUUGCCCGAAAACUGUUGGUGUGUGAUAAUCCGGGAACAAAUACGCAAGCGGACAGAAAUAAGAAGGAAAAAAGUUAGUUAAAUGCAGAUGUGAUGCUUAGAUUGGUUUGAGUGGAGACAGGAGAAGGGUAGAAAGUGGAAGGAGGGGGUGUGGAGGCUGUGUGUGUGUGAGAAUCUGAUGGGUUUGUACGAAGGUACCGGGUCGCCGCAGGAAAUGUACUGGCAGUACGGGUCGUCUGAGGGAGCAUACGACCCCAGCUGUGACCCUUCCCCCACCAUGCCUCAGCUUCACGACCACGCCCACGCCCACGAGAACUCCAGCGCCCACGAACAGGCCCCUCUGACCCCUUCGUCGUCGUCGUCGUCGUCCAACUCCUCGGCGUCCUCCGGAGGCCACGCCAAUUUCGUCAGUCCCUGCAGUGACAGGGCCAACCACUACGUCUCUCCCGGGUCCGAUGCCGGGUCCACAGGCGUAGGAUCCCCAGGCACGGGCAUUUCCUCCGGAGGCGUCUCCAGCAGCGUCUCGGGAGGCGAGGGCAGCGAGACCUCCUUCUGCGCCGGCUGCUCCGGCCGCAUCAUCGACCGUUUUUACCUUCUGGCCGUCGAGCGCAAAUGGCACGCAGGCUGCCUGCGCUGCGCAGCCUGCCACUCUCCGCUGGACGCCGCCGUCACCUGCUUCGCGCGCGACGGACACAUCUUCUGCAGGGACGACUAUCACAGUUUCUCCUCUUCCAGGUUGUUUAGCAUGCGCAGAUGUGCGCGGUGCAGCCAGUGUAUCAGCAGCGCAGAACUGGUGAUGCGCGCGCGCGAGUUCGUCUAUCACGUGCAGUGCUUCACUUGUGCGCACUGCAACAUGCAGCUCACGAAGGGCGACCAUUUCGGCAUGAAUGGACCACUCAUCUACUGCAGAGACCACUACCAGGUCAUGUAUUCCUCCACCCAGAUGUCAAGUCCACUCGAAAGCGGAUACAUCACGCCCAUGAGCAUGCCCCCUGGGGCGCUGCCCGGGGCGCCCUUGCCUCCGGGUCCCCACGGCGUCCACCCGCACCUGCCCCCGGAGGUCCUACAGGGCUUCUCGCCUCCGGACCACGGCGGGAAGAUCCCCUACUUCAACGGCGUCGGAACCCACCACAAAGGACGGCCGAGAAAGAGGAAACCGAAGGACGAGCCGAUGGACACCAACAUGAUCCAUCUCUUUUCUCCAUCAGACAUCCCGGGCGGGUACGACCUCGAGAGCGCCUACGGACCCUUGGGCACGCCCUGCCAGUCGGUGCGGACGAAGCGGAUCCGGACGUCGUUCAAACACCACCAGCUGCGGACCAUGAAGGCCUACUUCGCCCUCAAUCACAACCCGGACGCCAAGGACCUCAAGCAGCUGUCCCAAAAGACGGGCCUCUCCAAGCGGGUUCUACAGGUUUGGUUUCAAAACGCCAGAGCGAAAUGGCGACGGCAAAUGAUGUCCAAAGACCCGAAGGCCCUCGCAGGGAGUCGGGAGCGAGGGAGGUCUGGAAGGGCAGCAGGGCGAAGGAUCCGUCGGGGACUACCCGGACACUCCAACGGUUCCUCCUUCGGCCAUGAGUCCCGAGGAGGGGAACAGCAGCUCCCAGAUGUCCUACCAGCAGAUGUUUUGACAUUUGUCUCACCCAGAUCCCAGCGGCGCCGGGCGGCAGCAGCAUCAUCACCUGCAGCCGAUUCCGCUGCCCCAGAUUCCCGUGACCUCUUCCGGCGGUCCGCCCUUGUUCCCCUCCCUCCAGGAGUCCCUCUCCAACUACCAACACGCCUUCGGGGACCAUCACCUCCACCUCUACGCCUCCCCCUCCUCAUCCUCCCCCUCCAUCGCCUCUCCUUCCUCCUCCUUUGCCCACGCAGGCCCCCACCACCAUUUCCCCAGAGGAAGAGGAGGAGGAGGAGGAGGAGGAGGAGGCGGCGGCGGCAGGAGGUCUCCGAACUCCUUCUUCGGCGAGGGCGGCAGCCAUCCGUCCAGUACCAAGGAACAUUCCCCAUCACCGUUUUCUGUGAUCAGCGAAGAGGCGGCCGAGGAGGAGUCCUACAGCUCAGAGGACCUCUCCUCCUCCUACCAUCUCGACUACGCCAAGGAGAAGAAGAGAUUCUACGACGCGGCGCGACCCUGCGCGUCGCCUUCAGAUAGCAAUUCGCAAUCUUCACCACCUCCUCCUCCUCCUCCUCCUCCUCCCCCACCUCCUCCGCCUCUCCCGCACGCCAACUAUUCCCAAGGCCUGAAGGAGGAGGAGGAGGUGGAGGAGGGGCGCAUCAAAGGCGAGAGUGAUAGCGAGGAG